Molecule: messenger RNA, 2063 nt
Organism: Pimephales promelas (fathead minnow)
Lineage: Eukaryota; Metazoa; Chordata; Actinopteri; Cypriniformes; Leuciscidae
Gene: tent5ba
Product: terminal nucleotidyltransferase 5ba
Biological process (GO): mRNA stabilization
Molecular function (GO): poly(A) RNA polymerase activity; RNA binding
Source: RefSeq, a predicted model, not a curated record
GUUUGUAGCAUAACUGCAACACUUACAGCGACUCUUGCUUGUGCGUGGAUUGGGAAAAGUAAAUCACUAACGCAGCUGGAUAACCUCACGAACCAUCUCGAUUUCUAAAUAGCUGAUAACGAGAGCAACUGUGAAAGAAUUGUGCUUUUCACAGACGGUUUUGCGUUUGAGCGUCAUCUGUGAGGAAAGACAGCGAUAUCUGUGGGGUGUAGAGCAGAAGUUUUUGCCUUUUUAAAGCUAGUUGUUCUUUCCAUCGACAUGUCCUCCGGUGAUGUGUCAGAGCAGUGUCGGCGGUUUUGCGUGUUGUCUUGGGAGCAGGUGCAACGUUUGGACUCUAUUCUUGGCGAGACGGUUCCAGUUCACGGACGUGGAAACUUCCCGACGCUUUCGGUGCAGCCGCGACAGAUUGUUCAGGUGGUUCGAGCGCGUUUGGAGGAGCGAGGCAUCACGGUUCGAGAUGUGAGGCUGAACGGCUCUGCUGCCAGUCACGUUCUGCACCAGGACACGGGGCUCGGAUACAAGGACUUGGAUCUGAUUUUUGGUGUUUCACUGUCAGAUGAUCAGGCUUUCCGUGUGGUUAAGGAUGUGGUUCUCGACAGCCUUCUUGAUUUCCUACCCGAGGGCGUCAGCAAGGAAAGAAUCUCACCACUUACUUUGAAGGAGGCCUAUGUGCAGAAGUUGGUGAAGGUUUGCAAUGACACCGACCGCUGGAGCCUCAUUUCCCUCUCCAACAACACCGGCAAGAAUGUCGAGCUUAAGUUUGUAGACUCUCUGAGGCGGCAAUUUGAGUUCAGCGUGGACUCCUUCCACAUAGUCUUGGACUCCCUUCUUCUGUUCGACCGUUGUUCAGAGACGCCCAUGUCGGAGUGCUUCCAUCCGACGGUUUUGGGCGAGAGCAUGUACGGGGACUUUGAGGACGCUCUCGGCCAUCUGUGCAACAAGGUCAUCGCAACACGAAACCCAGAGGAGAUCCGGGGAGGUGGUCUUUUAAAAUACUGCCACCUUCUGGUGCGAGGGUUUCGGCCGACCUCCGAAUCGGAGAUGAAAUCGCUCCAGCGGUACAUGUGCUCCCGGUUCUUCAUUGACUUUCCAGACAUAGGCGAGCAACAGCGAAAGCUCGAGGCGUACCUGCAGAAUCACUUCGCCGGAAUGGAGCACAAACGUUAUGACUGUCUGGUCACGUUAUACCACGUGGUCAAUGAGAGUACGGUUUGCUUGAUGGGACACGAGCGACGGCAGACAUUAAAUCUCAUCUCCAUGCUCGCGCUGAGGGUGCUGGCUGAACAGAACGCCAUCCCCACGGUUACCAACGUCACGUGCUAUUACCAGCCGGCACCCUACGUGCGAGACAUCAACUUCAGUAACUACUACAUCGCACACGUGCAGCCGCUGGUGCACACCUGCAGUAGUUCCUACCCAACGUGGUUGCCCUGCAACUGACCCCUGCAGUGGACAUCUGAUAAAAAUCGACUUCAGCCCUUGUACCUUCCCAUGUGGUGAAGAUGAUAUGCAAGUGAAUAUAUACACGUUUUUGACGUUUAAGGAGAGCUUUUACAAAACAAUGGCAGUUGUUUUUGUGUUAAAUGUGACAUAGAAUGACUGUUCACUGCUGUAUGUCUAAUUUGAGCCGAUCCUUACAUUUUCUGUUCUGCAGAGUGAACGAAGACCUUUUUCACAUGUAGCAGGGGAAAAAAAACUAACUUUUUUUUUCUUCUUUCAAGCUCAUUAUAGAUUCAGUUAAACUCUUGCAGGUUAUGCAAGUGCGAAAAGGAGGCUGCGUUUUGCGUUAUGAAGCUAUAUGUUUUUAUUUUAUUUUUGAUGCCAGACUGGUUUCAAUCAACCUCUGUUUUGCUUUUUGGUUUUUUAAAGGACCAAAGAAAUUUUAUUUUGUCAUGAAGAACGGAAUGUUUGCUGUUGUAAUUCCAAGUGCCUAAAAAACAUUGUACAAAAAAGUGAGACCUGUUCUUUCUAAAACCAUUUUUCAGUCUCCUUGUUAAUUGUAAAACUCUAUUUUCAGGGAUGGAGGCAUGUAUUUCCAUGUGAUUAAAAAAGCACAAAACCCA